Molecule: messenger RNA, 1455 nt
Organism: Centruroides sculpturatus (bark scorpion)
Lineage: Eukaryota; Metazoa; Arthropoda; Arachnida; Scorpiones; Buthidae
Product: patched domain-containing protein 3-like
Exons: 3
Coding region: 1-1455 (484 amino acids)
Biological process (GO): molting cycle, collagen and cuticulin-based cuticle; endocytosis
Cellular component (GO): plasma membrane; cytoplasmic vesicle membrane
Source: RefSeq, a predicted model, not a curated record
AUGGCAUUAUCAGGGUACAAAGAAGAAAAACAACAACUAGCAUUUCGUUUUAAUUUCAGAAUAUAUAUUUGUUGUGUUCAGUUACGUAUAAUUAAAACUAAAAGUAAAAAGAAAAAUAUUAAUAAACUGGUUACGUGCAAUGUUCUUGCAUGUGUAAUAACAGCUGGUUACUUGCAUAUAUACUUACUAGCUGGGGUACCCGGCUUCGCUCAGGGAGUUGAUAUGAGAUUGUGUGAAGAUAUCGAAAAUGUUUCUACAGAAGAAGAAACGUCAACUGAUGAGCCAACAAUGGCAUAUUUUAGGGACAAGUUCGAGAAAAUUCUAUCUGUGAAUGUAACGAAGAUAGCAGUUAUCAUCGUUUACUUUCUGAAUUUAUCAUUUGGAAUAUGGGGAGCGUUGACUAUAAAACACGGUAUAGAUUUUACUAAGUUAUAUCCAGAAGAAUCCGUAAUAACAAAGGGUAUUAAAAUAUAUUAUAAUAGUUUCGGCCGGUAUACAUUUCCUUACCAAAUAGUCAUUAACAGCACACUUGAUUAUUCAGAUUUGAAUGUACAGAAAUCCGUAGACGAACUAUUCAACAAAUUCGAAAGUCUUUCAUACAUCGCCGAUUCCAGAUUUACAUUAUCGUGGUUAAAAUAUUAUAAAGAAUUCCAAAAUCACCCGCUAGCAAAAUAUUCAUUACGAGGAUACAACAUGUCAAUUAAAGAAGAUUUCUUGGAUGGACUUCGCGAUGUUUUUUUGAAGUUUAAAUCAGCGGAACAAUUCUCCGAUGAUAUUGCAUUUAAUUUUGAUGGAUCCGAUAUUAUAAGUAGCAGAUUCCAUAUUUUUGUAAAUGAUACGUUAAGUCCAGCAGCUGAAAUGGAAAUGUUAAAAACUCUGUGGAAAAUUGCUGACGAAUUCGAAUUUCCUGUUCUUGUUCAUGCAGCAGUCACACCUCUAUACGAACAAGGAAUAAUAAUUGGACGUACAAUUAACGAUUUAUUGUGGAUUACUUCACUUUUGAUUAUGAUUCUUUUUGUAGUUAUCAUACCAAACAUUGUCGUUGCUGUUCUCGUUGCAAUAUCGGUAACAUCCACCAUUGUAGAAACUUUAGGAUACAUGUCUCUGUGGGGUAUAAACAUGGACAUUUUAUCUAUGAUGAGUCUGAUAUUAUGUGUCGGAUUCUGCGUAAAUUAUUUGGCUCACAUAUCUUACGCAUAUAUUUGUUCUCCGUAUCAAACCCCCAAUGAAAAAAUGAAAGACAGUCUGUAUCGUAUCGGCUAUCCAAUAUGUCAAGGAUCUCUGUCAACCAUUUUAGGAAUUUUAUUUGUAUACAGAGAUAUGUACGCUUUCAUUAUAUUUGUGAAAAUCGUAUUUCUUAUCGCAAUAGAAACUGCAUUUCAUGCAUUGAUUUUUGUUCCUGUUGUUCUUUCUUUAAUCUCUUCAAUUUUCUUUAAAGCUAAUAACGAAAUAUAG